AUGUAUAAAACGUGUGGAAACACGACAAAUUUAGCUGCACACUUGAAAACCAAGCAUCACUAUGCAUACUUGCAGUUCGUCAACAUGCAGCAGAAAAAUUCUUCUGAACCAAAAAAAUCUAAUAAUGAAAAUGAAAAUGCGUCGACAGGCGAAGACACCAGUGGCGAUGUACCCGAUGUUAAUAUACUAAGUACAAGUAAUCAACAAAUACAAGAAGAUUCUUCCGAGAUUCAAUUUUUGAAUCAAGCCGUAAAAAAGAGAAAGCAAGUAAUACAACCCACUUUAGUAAACUGCUUAGAGAGAAGUUCAAGUUUUGAAGAAGGUGGACAAAAACAUAGUGAAGUGACACAGGCAUUAAUCUAUAUGAUAUGCAAGGACAAUUUGCCACUAUCAAGUGUAGAAAAAAAGGGCCUGCAAAAAUUUGUUCGCACAAUUUGCCCUCUCUAUAAAUUGUCGUCCAGAAAAAAGAGCUUGAACCUAUGUGCGCAGCAACUUUCGGAGGGUCACACGGGAGAGUACAUCCAAGAAUGUUGGAAGGAAAUAUGUGAAAAGUUCAAGAUUGACAAAACUAAAAUCGUGUCUAUUACUACUGAUGGUGGAGCAAAUAUAGUGUCAGCGGUACGAUUAUUUUUAGGUGAUGAUCCCAGGAUUCCUUGCAUGGCUCACUGCUUAAACCUUGUAGUUGAUGGGAUAUGGUUACAACUUCGCAACUUAAUAAACCUUAUUGUUCUUCUUGGCCCUUUGAAAGAAGCUACUGAAGAAAUAAGUGGUGCCAAUUAUGUGACGGCAAGCUUAGCCAUUCCUCUAUUAAAUUUAGUUUACCAAGUAACCGAUCAAUCAACUCCGUCGACCACUGUAGGAAUAAAUGUAAAACAGGCUUUACUCAAAAAAAUUGAAGAGAAACUAGUUCCUCUAGAACGAAAUACUUUUCUCUCAGUAGCUACAAUUUUGGACCCUCGUUUCAAGCGUAUCCACUUUAAUUCUCCAAUUGCCGUAUCAAAUGCUAUAUCAAAAAUAAGCGACGAUAUUCGCUCAGAGUAUAGGCGUAGAGGACAACGUUCUCCAGAUAUAAGGUCUGACCGAGCAACAUCAGAAGAAGCAAAUGAGUCAUCAAUCAGGUGCAGGCAUGAGCAGCUUUUAAAUCUGAGAACAGCUACGCAAGAGGUCCCAAGCUUAGGAUCUGUCCCCAAUGAACUUAAGCAAUAUCUGGACCAACCACUUCUUGAGAGGAAGUCAGAUCCAAUAAAGUUUUGGGUAAAUUGCCGACAUUUCACGCCGGUUCUUUCGGAUAUCGCUCUUAAAUAUUUAAUAUGUCAAGCUUCCUCGGUAUCAUCCGAAAGGGUUGCUUCGAUUGUUAAUUUAACAGUGCCGGAUAAUAGGAGCAGAUUGACAGGUGAGUGUAACAUUAAAGAAAGAGUGCUGCUGAUGUCUAUUUCAGACGAAUACUGGUAUCAGUGA
Parnassius apollo (apollo) is the source of this 1458-nucleotide messenger RNA. The record is from the annotation of a GenBank genome assembly. NCBI's taxonomy places the organism in Eukaryota, Metazoa, Arthropoda, Insecta, Lepidoptera, Papilionidae.